This is a messenger RNA of Amyelois transitella, 1416 nucleotides long. Its product is annotated as SAP30-binding protein. The transcript has a single exon. Gene Ontology annotation, cellular component: nucleus. Bases 194 to 1057 code for a protein of 287 amino acids. Gene Ontology annotation, biological process: regulation of DNA-templated transcription. The record is from RefSeq and is a predicted model, not a curated record. NCBI's taxonomy places the organism in Eukaryota, Metazoa, Arthropoda, Insecta, Lepidoptera, Pyralidae.
AACACCACGUACGAAUACGAUACGCCUGUUUUAGUCAAUGAAAUUGUUCUUCUGAGGUUUUAGUACAAUGUAUUUUCAGGUUGUCACAUUAAAAACGUAUACGAAUUUUAUAGUGAAUAAUUUUGUUAUUAACAUUCAUCUGCCGUAAUAAAAAUAUAUUAUACAAUCCAGUGUAUUGUAAACAUUUAUCAUUAUGACUUCACAAGCAUUGGCGUCAUUGACUGCGACGUACACAGACUCCGAGGGCGAAGAAGACAUCGUUGAGGAUGAGCAGACGCCCGAAAAAGAGGAGCCUAAAGCUCUCUCAGCUCCAGCCAGCCCAAAAAAGAUGGAAGAAGGCAACAAACCAGCAUCUGCACCAGUAUCGCCUAAGAGAAGACUUGUGUCUUACGUAGACGACACGAUCGUCUCAGACGAAGAGCCAAUGUCUCCAACAGCGGAAAAUCAAGAUGACAUGCGGCGCCUCUCGAUGGAGACCGACACGGACGAGGCGGUGCCGCGCUCGGACCCCGAUGACUCCCAGGACGGCGUCGCGAUCCCGCCCGAGCCGCCCGGCAAGUGCCCGAAAGAACUACAAGACAACAUUGCCAAAUUUUAUAGCCGAAUGCUGAAUGAAGGACUGGAUAUGAAUAGGCUCAUACAAGACAAGAAGAACUUUAGAAACCCUAGUAUAUAUGAGAAGUUAAUUCAAUUCUGUGACAUUAAUGAGUUAGACACUAAUUAUCCUCCAGAAAUAUAUGACCCUUUGAAGUGGGGGAAGGAGUCCUACUAUGAUGAGUUGGCCAGAGUACAGAAGAUUGAAAUGGACAGGCGGGAGAAGGAAAGGAAGGAGAAAAUGUCAAAGAUAGACUUUGUGACGGGAGUUGUGAAGAAGUCUGAGAGUGAUGAUGAGAAGAAGCGGAAAUCAAAAUGGGACCAGGCAGCUCCAAAUGUGGGUGCCAAGCCCAGCAUCAAGCAGCCGGGGCUGGUGCAGCAGCCCCUUACUUCCAACGUCACAGGCACAAAAGGCACAAUCAUUUCUGCUUUUGGUUCAUUACCAAAAAAACCUAAGAUUUGACUAUAAGACAAUUAAAAUUGGACUUCAUGAAGGUGUGCAACACUUGUUGGCAUGGUUAUUGUAAAUAAAAACUUUUUGAAAAACUUAAAACUGUUAUUAUGAUGUAUAUUAGCUUUGUAUUUGUUCAUCUCAAGCAAUACUCUCGCAUUUAUGAGUAUAAAGUAUAGUGAUUAUUGUACAAUAUAGCUGUAAAAAUUUUAAUGACAAAGUUAGUAUAAGUCAUAAAGUUGGUAAGUCUGGAAGUAAUACCAUCCAAGUCCAUGAAACACUUGUUAAUUGUGCAUUAGGUAAAAUGCAUGAUUUCCAAUGCUCAUAUUACCAUGGACUUUGAUUAUAUGUAAUAAAAUAAUGAUUUUUUA